Molecule: messenger RNA, 1816 nt
Organism: Puntigrus tetrazona (Sumatra barb)
Lineage: Eukaryota; Metazoa; Chordata; Actinopteri; Cypriniformes; Cyprinidae
Gene: chek1
Product: checkpoint kinase 1
Exons: 13
Coding region: 167-1555 (462 amino acids)
Biological process (GO): protein phosphorylation; DNA damage checkpoint signaling; microtubule cytoskeleton organization
Cellular component (GO): cytoplasm
Molecular function (GO): tau-protein kinase activity; protein serine/threonine kinase activity; ATP binding
Source: RefSeq, a predicted model, not a curated record
CGGUGGUGUCACGUCUCCAGAGCGCGCCAAGUUUGGACAGACUUGCGUAUAUUUCUGUUUAGGCACAUACAGCGAGCGUAUGUAAAUAUACCAACAGAAUAAAUAUAUAACCUGCAUCAAAUGGGACAGCUUCAACACCGAUAUUGGUAAUUCAUAAGCUCAGAUCAUGGCUGUUCCUUUUGUUAAAGACUGGGAUGUGGUACAGACCCUAGGAGAGGGAGCGUAUGGAGAGGUGCGACUGUUGGUAAACAAGAAGACAGAAGAGGCGGUGGCGGUGAAAGUUGUGGACAUGGCGAAAGCCAAGGAUUGUAUAGAGAAUGUAAAGAAGGAGGUUUGCAUAUGCAAGAUGCUUUCACACCCAAACAUCGUUCGUUUCUUUGGGCACAGGAGUGAGGGGACGACACAGUACAUCUUUCUGGAGUACUGUAGUGGAGGAGAGCUCUUUGACAGGAUAGAGCCAGACGUCGGGAUGCCAGAAAAGGAAGCGCACAGGUUUUUUCAGCAGCUAAUAGCUGGUGUGGAAUAUCUUCACAGUGUUGGGAUUACACAUCGCGACAUAAAACCUGAGAAUAUUCUUCUUGAUGACAAAGAUAAUCUGAAGAUUUCUGAUUUCGGACUGGCUACCAUGUUUCGGCACCGUGGCCGGGAGCGGGCAUUGACCCGUCUGUGUGGCACUCUGCCCUAUGUUGCCCCUGAGCUGAUGUCACGCUCAGCCUUCCACGCUCAGCCUGCAGACACUUGGGCUUGUGGCAUUGUGCUCACUGCAAUGUUAGCUGGAGAGUUACCUUGGGACCAACCAAGUGAAAACUGUCAGGAGUAUUUGGAUUGGCUAGAGAAGAAAAUCUACCUCACACCCUGGAAGAAAAUCGAUGCUGUUCCACUGAGUCUGCUAUCUAAGAUAUUACUGCAUAAUCCAGAGGACAGGUUCACUAUUCCUGAAAUUAAGAAACACAGAUGGUUUAGUAGAAGUUUCAAAUCCGCAGUAAAACGACAGAGUGACACACCAGUGACCAAAAUGCAAAGAGCUGAUUCUGAGCUCUCGCAGCUGAAAAGAAAAAACAGUGAUGACAGAGCGCAGAUCUCCAGCUCUCAGCCUGAGCCGCAGGGAUUGUGGGAGGAGAAGGAGGUCACCGUGCACAAUGAUGUCAGUGUCAGCUUUUCACAGCCUACCUGUCCUGACCACAUGCUGCUGGGCAGCCAACUGCUUGGCACACCGGGUGCCAGCCAGAGCCCAUGGCAGCGGUUGGUGAGAAGGAUGACUAGGUUUUUUACCACGGUAAAGGCAGAACCGUCUUGCAUUGCUCUCAAGGGUGCCUGCAUUGCUAUGGGACACACAUGGAAACAGAGCUGCACCAAUCAGGCGACAGUGUCCACAAUGGAUCGCCGCAAUAAUAAGCUGAUCUUCGUAGUGCACUUCCUGGAAAUGGAGGAACGCAUUUUAGUAGAUUUUCGAUUGUCAAAGGGGGACGGUUUGGAAUUCAAGAGGAUAUUCCUCAAACUGAAACAGAAGCUGUCUGACAUUAUUAGUAACCAGAAGGUUUUGCCUUUGAAUUGAUGCGUGUCCGCAUUUUUACAUGCAAAGUCUGCUUUCACACAUGUGUACACGGGUUGUUUUUAUGAUCGUGGAACAUGUUCAGAUUUAUAUGUUUGAAGUUGUGUUUGUGUGUGUCUGUGUUUCUGAUUUGUGUGUAAAGGAAUGAGACGAAGCUCUCAAGUUAAGUUCAUUCAUGUUCCGUUACUAUGAAGAUAGGGUUUCAUAUAGAUGUGAGAUCCUGGAUGUGAAAAACUGAAUUGAAAAUAAAUCUGUCAUUAAUAA